AUGAAUGCAUAUGCUCUUUCGACAGGCGGGAUUAACGAGUCAGACGGCCAAUCGACAGACUCCGAUCUUCUGAAGACAACGGCGUUGAAGGCCAUUCUUCCAAUUCAGGAAAUUCCUCGAGCUCUUCUUUGCCCUGGCUGCGGCAUGGUUUAUGAAGUGGCAUAUUGUCUCAGCUGCUCCCACAAUGUAUGCCAGUGGUGCUACGAGCGCGAGAUCACCCAGAAUAGAUAUAUGCGGUGCUUUGUCUGCCACACAUUGGUUGUAUCCAGACCGUAUUUGAACUCGGCUCUAAAUAAAGUUGCACGUGGAUAUCGACAGGCUCAGGUCUCUGACGCUAAGAGCUAUGACAUCUGCCAGCAACAUCCCGUUCCGCCAAGCUCUGAGAGGACUGGAGAAAUUUCACAUCAAUGGGACAAAUACCUGGGAGAGGCACUUUGUGGUCCCUUCUUUUGCGGAGAGUUUGUACUGGUUUGCGAUAAGCGUGUGCUGUCCAUGGGACCAUCCUCUGAAAUCGAGCGCAAGACCCUAUGCCUAACUCGGUUCACCAGCAGCAUUGAAGUGGUUUUAGUUCCUCGGCAUAGAACACAAACGGCGUUCAUGGGCCUCAUGUUCGUCCAUAAAGGGUGCUUACCCAACUACACUGCACAGUUAAGCCCUCUCUCAGUAAAGUUCAGCAUCACGGUCAUCAAUCAAUGUCCCGAGAAAAGCAGGACAUACGAAUGUAUACACACAUUUUCUCGCGGCGGUGGCUGCUAUAACAUACCAAUAGGGCCACGGUCGGUCCUAUUUGACCCUCAAAGAAAUUACGCAACUACAGCGGGAGCCGUGACAAUCCAGGUCAGUGCAUCGGUAUUCACAACUCUUCCAUAUGAGGAUGCCGUGGCAAUUUCGUGUGCUGCUCAGCGGCUUCUUGUCAGUACCAAACGCUGCGGUGCACUAAAUCUGGAUGCCUUGAUCGACUGUGGGAUCGCUCAUGGUAAACCGGAAGUGGCUGCACAUAUAACAAGGUUUCUGUUGGCACUGGCGACAAUACAAUACUCGGUAGUGUCUGUAUCGACUGACGCAUCACCCCAAGGGUACCAACAAGAUAUCACUACCGUAGCGCUUUGCUUCUGGCUCAAAGAAAGUCUCUCAUUUACCAGGUUGCUCAAGCGAGCUAUACGGCAUAUAGACGCCGACGAUUACGAGCUUAUUGGCGCCACCUUGGGCCGCCACUGCCUUGUCUUUCUGGAAAAUGGAGGCCCGGCUGACGCCUUUGAUGUGACGCUUAAAGAUGGCAUGCUUAGUAGGGAAGAACUGGACACUGUUUGCUAUCAAGGUAAGCAUUCGGUAGAGAGCAGCACAAAAGCUUUAGCAUUUGAAAAGGAAGCAAGGGCCUUGGAAGCAAAACUACGAGAUGUAGAAAAGAAACUGGAGGUCCAGGAAGAACAAACGCGAUUGGCAGAGCAUCGCAAUAGUAGAUUAGAGUCUAUUCUUAAGAAAGAGAUAGUUAGAUCAUCAAGGCUCAAGCGGGCACUACUCGAGCUCGUAGGUUCAAGCAACGAGAUCCUAGAUCACAUGCUCUGCGAACAAGAGACACGCCGGAACAACAGCGAGAGAGGACCCAUAUCACCUACCUGUAUUCUACCGGCAGGGCUUUAUAUAAACGGGAUGCUGAAUAUGGCUCCGAAGGAGAUAUCUCUGCUUCACAAAGGCUACAUUGAACUAAAUGCCAGAGACGCCGCCCUUUCUCCGGUUCUGAAUCGGUUGUUGCGCAAAACAGUGCUACUUGACAUCAGAGCCGUCGGAACCUCAUCUGUUGCGUAUCAUCUCUUCCUAACGCUGCUCUCCGCAAAGCCAGUUCUACGCAUCCGCUAUGCAGAGUCAGAGUCCAUAACUGAAUUUGUUGAGCCCUCAGGCAAUCUUCCUUCUCCGGGUCGAGAGUCCCAGAACACAGUUAAGAUGCAGACAGCCCUGCAGCCGCAGCUUACUGCGAAGCGAAAGUAUGAAUUGCCUGUCUCUCGCAAUUCUGAGGCUCUGGAAAUACCUAGUAAGCCUUCGCGCAAGGAUAGUGAGCACCAGCAGAUCCACCACCAGCCCCACGUAAGAUCGCUCGCCCCCACAAAACCGUCCAGUGCUCGAAGCAAACGGCACUGA
Messenger RNA from Giardia duodenalis, 2136 nucleotides. RefSeq lists its product as uncharacterized. Lineage: Eukaryota; Fornicata; Diplomonadida; Hexamitidae. The coding region runs from base 1 to 2136 and encodes 711 amino acids. The record is from RefSeq and is a predicted model, not a curated record. The transcript has a single exon.